AUGUUUUGCUGCUUUUAUGUUCCCUAUUCGUAUGGUGAACUAACCGAUAGCGAUAAGGCUAUUGACGAUAUCAUAAUGUCCCACCCUACUGCCUUAAAAUUCUUUUUUUUCAGAAAACUGGCGAGGAAAUGUGGAAUUCAGGAUUCGGAUGAUGGUCGACAGGUUCCAUUUAUUCGAAUAGACGGGAAUUUUGAGCUGGCGACGAAGUUCAAUGGUCGAAUUCGCUCGGAUAUUCGAGCUCAAUUGAGGUGGAUCUAG
Messenger RNA from Necator americanus (New World hookworm), 258 nucleotides. RefSeq lists its product as uncharacterized. The transcript is spliced from 2 exons. The record is from RefSeq and is a predicted model, not a curated record. Bases 1 to 258 code for a protein of 85 amino acids. NCBI's taxonomy places the organism in Eukaryota, Metazoa, Nematoda, Chromadorea, Rhabditida, Ancylostomatidae.